AUGCUAUAUAAAACACAGCUUUGCUCUUUUUACGCAAAAGGAAUUUGCGCUCGUGGUAACAAAUGUAGUUGGGCUCAUGGGGAAUUAGAUGUUAGGCCGAUGCCUAAAUUUUACAAAACUCGAAUGUGCUAUACAUUUUUAUCGGGAAGUUAUUGUGAAGCCUCUAAAUGUACAUUUGCUCAUACAGAAGAAGAAUUAAGAGGCUCUGGAAAGGCCCUGAGGUUGUGUACAAAAUAUUUUUUAGAUGGCUAUUGUAGUAAGGCAGAUAAAUGCCCUAUGGCACAUAGCAUAAACCAGUUGGAUCCAUCUGUAAAAUUUUCGUCAACAGAACUUAUGAGCAGAGUUUAUAAUAAUGAAGAACUUGAAAACUAUAAAAAUCGAAUGGGCAUAAAUAAUAACGAAAACAAACAAACAGAUGAAGUAAAAGGAAAUCAUGAAGACUAUAAUGAUAAUAUGAAUAAUGCUGACAAUGAAAAGGAUAAUAGCGAAAAUAAUUCUAAAAAUAAUAACGACAAUAAAAAUGGACAGAGAGAUAAUAGUAGAAAUAACAAGAUUAAUAAAAGUAAUCAAAAUAACGAAUAUGAGUUGCGUAAAGGUUUAGGAGAUAGCGAAGAUGAUGUGAAUAAAGAAAAAGAUAAAUAUAAUAUGAAUCGUUUUCGUAAUAAUGAAAAUAUGAAGGACUCAAAAAAAUCUCCUUUUAACUUUUAUCGGAAUAAUGAGAGAAAAACAUACAAAGAAUAUUUAAUUGAUACAAAUCAGAUGAAUGGUUGUAUUGGAGACAUAGACAAAGAUGAAGAUAUAUUGUAUAACGAUAUUUUGAUGAAUGGAGAUUAUAUGAGAAGAAAAAAUUCCACAAAAGAAAAUUUGAUAAACAAUAAAUUUGAGAACAUAACAUCGAAUGGAUAUCAUUAUAAUUACGAUGGAAUAAUAGAAGAAAGAGAAAUAUCUAAUAGCAAAAUAUACAAAUAUAAGAAUGUAAAUAAUGGAGAGAAUGCAGAUAUGUUUAGUAAUAAUUAUGUAAAUAUGAAAAAUUUGAAUAUGGGAAAUAAAGCAAUGUUACUAAAUGAAUAUUACAAAAAUAAUUUUUCGUUAGCAGAACACAAUACACAAAAUGGUGAAAAUAGUAAGGGAAAUAACAAUGGUAAUAUGAAUGGUGUAUAUGGAGAUGCUAAUAAUUUUGAUAGGAUGUCUAUUUUAAGAAAAAUGGAUAAACAAAGUUUAUUAUUAAAUAUGAAUUAUGAUAUAAACUUUAAUUCAACAAAAAAAUUUUAUAAUGAUAAGAAUGAGAUGAAUAUGAAUGAAGAAAAAAAUAUGUUUACCAAAAAUAGUAAAAAUGGUGAUAUAAUUAAUAACCCAUUUUUUGACCCCAAUAUAAGCAAAUAUGAUGAUUCAAAAAAUUGUUCAAAUUAUUUUAAUGAAAAUGGGAUAAAUAAAAAAAAAGAAAACGAAGAAAAUGUUGAGAAUAUAGAAAAUUACAAAAAUAUGCCGAUUGAAUUUAAUUAUAAAAACAAAUCUAGAACAGACCGAUAUGGUAAUAAUAUGACAAGUCUUAAUUUAAUGAACAAAAUGAAUGAUUCAGUUGAUGUUUCUGAUAUGAAUAAAGUUGGAUUUGAUGAAAAAAAUGAGAAGAAUAUAAAUGAAAUGCGUCAAAUGAACAUGAAUUUAGAAAGCUUGAUAUAUAAUAUGAACAAUAUAAAUUUGUGUGAUGGAAAUAAAAACGAAAAGGAAUCUAAAAAUAGGAUUUUAAUGCAAGCAUUUAUGAAAUCAAGUAAUGAUAAUAGUAGUCUCAAUGCUCCAUCUGAAAAAAAUGUUCAAAAUGGAAAUGAAGAAAUAAAACGAAAUGAUGAAAGUAAAAUAAAUCAUGAAUCUUUUGAAUAUUAUACAAAUAAUAUUGAUUAUGAAUUUAAAAAAAUGAUUAUGGAUAAUGAAUUUUUAUUAGACAAUAAUAAUGGAAGUAAUAAUAUUAACAAAUAUAACGAAUUUAAUGACCAGUUUGUAAUUCCUAAAAGUUCAAAUAAUAAUAAUGAGCAUAUUAUGAGUAACUAUACAGUAUUGAGUUCGAAUGAUUUAUGUAAUAGUAUGAAUGCUAUGACAAAUUUUAGUAAUGUGAAUAGUGUUAGUAAUAUGAGUAAUGCUUGCAAUAUAGAUGAUAUAGGUAAGAAAGGAAAUAUGAAUGGACUUAAGGCAAAUUAUUAUAAUAAUUAUAAAAAAAAUGCAAUUAAUAAUAUGAACAAUGGAAUAAUAAAAGUUAAUGGUAAUUGUAAUGUAGAAUAUGAAAAUAGAAAAACAAAUUCGAGUGCCAAAUUAAAUGAUUUAAAAGAUAUACGAAAUGAUGAAAUAAAUAAUUUUAUUAAUGAAGCUGUAAUGGAUAAAAGUUAUAUAGAAAAAAAAAUGAUUUCUUCAGGUGAAAAAGUUGGACAGGGAGGAGAAAUAUUUGAUGAAGGUUACAGUUCAUUAUCAUCUGACGCAUCUUCUUCUAAUGAUUAUGAUUUAAAAAAAGGAAAUAAAAAAAUGAAAAAAAAUAUAAUUUUAAAUAAAAAAGGAAAUAAUAUAAAGAAAGAUAUAUUAAAUGAAGAACAAGAAAUAAAUGAAAGUUUAUCUGAUGAAAGUACUAUAUUGUUAAAUGGGAAAGGAAAUGAUAAAAUGAGUGAAAAUCGCAUGAGCAGUCAUCAUGAUAUGAGAAAUAAUGAUAAUACUUUAAACACUUCAGAAUAUAAAUGGAAUGUGUGCAUGCUUAAUGAAAACAAUGGGAAUUGUAUAAACAGAAAUAGGAAUAAUAAUAGUAGUAGAAAUUAUGACUAUUUAAAAAACAAGUUUGGUAAUAUAAAUGAGAAUAGUAUGAAAUACGAAGAUAUUAACAAAUUUUUGUUAGGAAAUAAUAACAAUGUUUCGGGCUAUGAUUUUGAAAAAAUAUUUUCAAAUAAAAAAAAAGUCGGAGAAAAUAUGAACAAUCAGGCAGAAACUGGCACAAACAACAUGAACGAUUUAAUAGAUUACCAAAAUAGAAGAAAUGCUAUGAACAAAAAUAAAAAUGGAUAUAAUGAGAAUGGAAAUUUAUUAAGUAUUCUCCAAAAUGGUUAUAGCAAUAUUAAUACUAAUAAUAUUAGUGAGUCAAAUAGAGAAAUAAAAAAUAGCAAUAUGAUUAGUGGUGUAAAUAAUAAUAUGAACGGACAGGUAUUUAGCUACAAUUAUUUUAACAAAAAUAAUAUGAACAAUGUUAAAAACUCGUGUGUUAAUAGUAAAGACAAUGAUGAUAUAAUUAGUAAUACUAAUUUUUUUAGCAAUGUAGAAAAUGGUAUAACAGAUGGUAUGUUAAAUGACUCAUUAAAUGGUGGAGAUCAAAAUUAUUAUAUAAAUGAACAUAAAAAAAAUGAUUUAUCUCAGAUUUCUAAGAAUAAUUAUUCCAACUACUUUUUAGAUAAUAGUGAAAAUCAUUCAAGUAUAGCUAAUUUAAAUUUUUAUGAAAUGGCAUAUACUAAUGGCGGUUUUUCGAACUAUGGGCAUGGUAAUAAUAAUGGAAAUAGCGAAAAUAGCAAAAUCGAUAUAUUAAAUACAAAAAAAAAUACCCAAUCUACUAAUGUUGAUGAUAAUAACGAUAGUUUAUCUUUAAAUAAUAAGAAUGGAAAAAAUGUUUUAAAUAGCUGCACCCCCCUUACUUACAAUUUCAACGAUUGUAUGAAUGCCUCAACAAAAAUGAUAUAG
Messenger RNA from Plasmodium berghei ANKA, 3702 nucleotides. Its product is annotated as zinc finger protein, putative. The record is from RefSeq and is a predicted model, not a curated record. Gene Ontology annotation, molecular function: mRNA binding; metal ion binding. Lineage: Eukaryota; Apicomplexa; Aconoidasida; Haemosporida; Plasmodiidae. The transcript has 5 exons. Bases 1 to 3702 code for a protein of 1233 amino acids.